This is a messenger RNA of Coniophora puteana RWD-64-598 SS2, 2419 nucleotides long. Its product is annotated as Gpi16 subunit GPI transamidase component. Gene Ontology annotation, cellular component: GPI-anchor transamidase complex. Gene Ontology annotation, biological process: attachment of GPI anchor to protein. The record is from RefSeq and is a predicted model, not a curated record. The transcript has 10 exons. The coding region runs from base 1 to 1890 and encodes 629 amino acids. NCBI's taxonomy places the organism in Eukaryota, Fungi, Basidiomycota, Agaricomycetes, Boletales, Coniophoraceae.
AUGACACCCUGCGCAUUCAGACUCACGAAAUGCCUCCUCGCACUCGGCCUCUUCUCCCUCGCCUCCACCUCCGCCUCCGCGUCUUCAGGCCCAGGACAGGGACACGCGGCGCCUAUACAGGCACGAGAAACGUUCGAUGAGAGCCUGACGCUCCGCCCGCUGCCAGACGGGCGCGUGUCUGCUGCGUUCGAGUUUAAGACGGUGGUGCGCGGGGCUAGGCCGCGCGAGCCGGGGAGUUUGGGGAGAGCGAGGGAGGAGGGGGAUGUGUCCCAGCACUACGCGCUCUUCCCGCUCGAGCUCGGCCAGAUUCUGCGCGCACACGCCGUCGCGGAGCUGCACCUCGGCCUGCGCGCGGGGAAGUGGGACUACGACGCGUGGGGCGCGCCCGGCGCGUGGACAACAGCAGACCCGUCACCCGAGCCACAUGCUGGCGUUGGCGCCGGUGCAGCGGGUGCGGCGACGGGCGCGGAGCUCUAUGCGUGGAUGGGGGAUGCAGGCGGGGGCGAGGGCGAGGGCGGCGUUUCGAUCGACGACCGGUGGACCGGCCUGCGCAGCGCGCUCGCGGGCCUCUUCUGCGCGUCGCUCGAGUCGCUCGACGAGCGGCGCACGUGUGCGCCCGCGGACGCGUUCCCGCCCUCUGGGACCUUGCCUCCUCUCGCGUCCCAGUACCGCCCUCGGUCCAACGCGAGCGGCUCGUCAAUAGGUGCGGGAGGAGGAGGAUACUACGAGCUGCGCCACGCGCUGCAGCCCGCCGAGCACGUGUGCACGGAGAACCUGACGCCGUUCGUGCGCCUGCUGCCGUGCAAGGCCGCGGCCGGGCUCGGGCGGCUGCUGAACCCGCAGAAGCUGUUCGGCGCGGACUGGCAUGGCUUGGGUGUGCACGUGCGGUGGGUGGCGCCGGGUGGGGGCGGCGGGGAGGGCGGGGUUGAGCUGGUGUUGGCUGCGCAGGGGGUGUUUGAUCCGGUGAGGCUGAGCGGGAGCUACAGGAGUCGAGAUUGGUCUUUCCAGCGGCUAUUCGACCGCCUUGUCGAGGCGCGGUGCCCUGUCGCGCGCAGCAGCCGUGUGUACGUCGAGCUCCCGCAGGACGUUGCGUACUCGGUCGUUCCUGAGCCGACAAAGGUGGAGGGUGCGGUGGCGAUGUACGAUCUUCUUGCUGAAAAUGCAGAACGAGUAGAUGUCUCCCUCCGCUACCUCCUCGAAAAGCAGUUCCAAUACCCGACCGCCCGCCCGCCCUCGCUCUCACCGCUGACUGUGCGCCGCGCACUACACGGCACAUCGCAAGCGCACGGCGCGCUCGCCGUAAGCGUGACGAACAACCUUGACACCCCCGUCCGCGUGGGCUACCUCGAGACGCUCCCCGCGCUCGUCACGCUCUGGCUGCACACACUCACCGUCACACUCGACGGCGACGCCCGGCCGCGCAACGAUCUGCUCACAGACCUGACCUACCAGCCACCCCUCCCGCACGGCGCACACACGGGCCCGUCCGUGCUGCAAGCCGCGCUCGCGAUCCCGCCGCGCGCGACGCUCCGUCUCUCGGUGGACAUGGGCAAGGCGUUUUUGCGGUACACGGAGCACCAGCCGGACGCGAUGCGCGGGUGGGACCUCCCCGGCGCCGUGUUCUUCCCGCUCGCCCUCGACGACAAAUCGUACGGCGCCGGGCUCGCGAGUGCGAAGAACAGUAACGAGACGGCGGUGGCGACGACGAUCGGGUAUAGAAUUCAUACGCCGAAUCUGCUCGUGGACCUCGCGACGCCGGAUUUUAGCAUGCCGUAUAAUGUGAUCAUUCUCAGCUGCACGCUCAUCACGCUUAUCUUUGGGAGCGUUUUCAAUAUGCUUACGAGGCGGUGGGUGUUGGUCGAUAUGGACGAGGGGUUGGACGUUGAAUAGGACGUUGCUUGGUGCUAUUAAUCCAGUCGUUGUGUACAAGUGUCCAUCUAAGUUAUGUUACUAGAGAAGCGAUCGCGGAGGGGUGUCGGUUGUAAUGUAGGGAUCGCGAUGGGACAUGGGGUGUAUAUUUAUCUGACGAGAAGAUUCAUGCCAGCAUGCGGGUGAAAGAACAGAACAGAACGCAAUGGGAGGAAAUCCGGCGCAUUACACGAGAAUGACCGCUAUAAGCAAUGCAAGAAGGAUGAUGAUGAGUAUCGUGAUACACCAGCCUGACUUGGUCUCUUCGGUGUCACGCAGGAACUUGCGCAUCUUCAGCAUUGCGCCCGCGAGCUUGGUGUCUGUCCGAUCGACCCCCGACUCGAGGCCGUCGAGCAUCUCGUUGUGCUCCCCGAUCUCACGGCCCAUCAGGCCCGCCUGCUCCGCGAGGUUGGUGAGCGUGCCGGAUAUCGAGUCCAUGAUGCCAUCUUGCUGGUGCAGCAUAAGCUGCUGCUCCUCCUGUGCCCAUGCCGCCUGCGAAUCCUCCUCUUCG